This is a messenger RNA of Parnassius apollo (apollo), 1626 nucleotides long. The record is from the annotation of a GenBank genome assembly. Lineage: Eukaryota; Metazoa; Arthropoda; Insecta; Lepidoptera; Papilionidae.
AUGGAAAACGUUACAUGUAAAAAGUGGCAAAGAAGUGAAAAUUGGCUGAAGGAAGAUAAGCAUUUAUUGAUGGAUUUGGUAAGGGAGCGUGUAUCAGUAAUUGAAAAUAAAAAUACUGAUACAAAUACAAACUCAAAAAAGCUAGCAGCAUGGGCAGAUUUAUUAUGCAGUUUCAACAGUAUAUGUAAAGGUGGCACUUGCACUCUUCCCCAAAUAAAAUCCCAAUGGAGCAUCAUUAAAAUGACGAAAAAGAAAAUUAAGUCCGUCGAACGAAAGAAUCUUCGCCAGACUGGUGGUGGUCCACAUCCAACUACGAACCCUGAAAAUGCAGACGACAUUUGUUCAUGGCUCCCUAACGAAUUUGUCAUUGACACCAAUGAAUUUGAUUCUGAUGAAAUAAAUCAGAUUGGGGAGCCAUCGCAAAAUAAAAUCAAAGUGGAUGGGAUAAAUAAACUUGUCAAUGUUGAAAACAAGUCUUCAGAUAAUGACACAAAGAGUACAAUAAAGGAUGUCACAGUAGAAAUACUUGAGGAGAUCCAAACUACACGAGAGCCAUCUAUUACUGUCACCGAGCAAAACCUGGCAGACCGAGUUCGGUAUAUCUUACGCUCAAGUAUAUUUGAUGGCGCCGAACUCGAACGGCUACGACGUGAGGCUGUUCCCUCAUCAAAUGAAAACGCUACGACUGGGGGUGCGGUGCCACAAGUUGCAAAACAACCCGCACACGUGGAAGCCGCCGAGAAUACCCCAGUGGUUGCUGAUUCAAAUGAUGAUGGAACAUUCACCCAGGAACUAGAAAUAGAGCAAAUGAGGAGUACAUUGGAAGAGGCGAUUAUGGAAACGCGCAGUACGCCUCUCGAAAAUCGACCGCGACUUCCCCGCAUAGCCCUAAGCAAGCGGAAUCGGGCUGUCGUGAGGGCUCUUAACCCAAUGCUGGUGACCUAUUUGGAAGCCAGCUGGGACCUUUGCGAUACGGACUCAAUUCUCUUUGGCGCCGCACUGGCAGUCUGCCGUAUUAUAGGCGCCAAACUUUCCACGGCUGGACGCACUACUGGACAAAGUAGUGCUAUCCCAGCCUGGAGAACAAGAAUUGAACAACGUAUCGCAAGGGCUAGGGCCCUCAUCGGCAGACUGAUAUGCUUCAGGUCAGGUAAUACCAGGCCAAGGAUUGUGCGCACCGUCAGGAUGGCGUUUGCUGGGACAAGUGUUAGUUUGUCCCAGCCGGAUAUAAUGCAAAAACUGACGGAACGCAUAGACGACCUGAAGCAGAGAAUCGCUGCUUGGGGAAAGCGAAUUCGGCGAUAUACCGAGAGGUUCACAUGGUUCAACCAGAAUCGUCUCUUCCAGAGUGAUCAGAAGAGGCUCUAUAAAUCAUUGGAGCGACCAAUGGUAAGUGGAACGGGCCCAGUAACGAAUCAGGCCGACACGGUCGCAUUCUGGCGCAGCCUGUGGUCAGAGCCCGUAAACCACAACGAGGGCCUUUGGACGGAAGUUGUGGCGAGUCAGUGUGCGGGUAUUACGCCCAUGGACCCCGUCACCAUAACGCCGGAUGACGUAGCAGAGGCGGUCCGUAGGGCCCGAACUGGAAAAGUCCGGGACUUGACGGGCUGCAUCACUACUGGCUGA